Messenger RNA from Sarcophilus harrisii (Tasmanian devil), 1774 nucleotides. It is a transcript of the gene TLCD3B, whose product is annotated as TLC domain containing 3B. Gene Ontology annotation, biological process: ceramide biosynthetic process; lipid homeostasis. The coding region runs from base 1 to 852 and encodes 283 amino acids. Gene Ontology annotation, cellular component: membrane; endoplasmic reticulum. The transcript has 5 exons. The record is from RefSeq and is a predicted model, not a curated record. Gene Ontology annotation, molecular function: sphingosine N-acyltransferase activity. NCBI's taxonomy places the organism in Eukaryota, Metazoa, Chordata, Mammalia, Dasyuromorphia, Dasyuridae.
AUGAUGCUGUCCCCGAUGGUGGCUGGGGGGGUUGUGUUCCCGGGACUCUUCCUCCUUUCCAAGAACACGCUCCAGAGGCUGCCCCAGCUGCGCUGGGAGGAGGCCGACGCGGUCAUUGUCUCAGCCAGGCUAGUAUCCUCAGUCCAAGCUAUCAUGGCCUCCACAGCUGGCUACAUUGUCUCCACCUCCUGCAAACAUAUCAUUGAUGACCAACACUGGCUAUCCUCAGCUUAUACCCAGUUUGCAGUGCCCUACUUCAUCUACGACAUCUACGCCAUGUUCCUGUGUCACUGGCACAAACACCAGGUCAAAGGUCAUGGAAAGGAUGAGGGAGGGGCUGGCUCCCCAGGAGGCACUUGGGCUGUGGCCCGAGGCUACCUGCACAAGGAAUUCCUCAUGGUGCUGCACCAUGCAGUCAUGGUGCUGGUCUGCUUUCCACUAUCAGUGGUGUGGCGCCAAGGCAAGGGGGACUUCUUCCUGGGCUGUAUGUUGAUGGCUGAAGUCAGCACACCCUUUGUCUGCCUGGGCAAGAUCCUCAUCCAGUACAAGCAACAGCACACCUUGCUGCACAAAGUGAAUGGUACCCUGAUGCUGCUGAGCUUCCUGUGCUGUCGAGUGCUACUCUUCCCUUACCUGUACUGGGCCUAUGGGCAGCAUGCAGGCCUGCCCCUGCUCUCCGUGCCCCUCAACAUCCCAGCCCAUGUCAACCUGGGAGCCGCCCUGCUGCUUGCUCCACAGCUCUACUGGUUUUUCCUCAUCUGUCGGGGAGCGUGCCGUCUCUUUAGGCCUCGGGGAUCUGCCCCUCCAGCCCCCCGCCAGCCCCCAGGGCUGCAUGAUGGGCCCCGGGACUGAGGGGAGGGGAGUGGGGAUACCCAUUCCCUCCAGGAAUUGGGCUCUGGGACUGAUGGGUAGGGAUGGGGACCAGGGACCUUUCCAGUGGUCCAAGGCCUGAGAAUAGGGAUGGAGAAGUUGGGGGAAAGCUUCUCCCUGUAAGAUGAUAAAGGGAAAGAACAGGGACCAGGCUUGUAGGAAACAGCUACCUCUCUUGUCCCCAGGGUGCCUGGGACUUAGGGACAGAGGGUUUGGAAUGGCCAACAUUCUCCUCUGUGUAGGGACUAGAAAAGUGGAAAUUAGGAGGCACUCUCCUGCUUAUAUAAUCCCAGGGAUACCCUUUUUCCAACUAUAAUCUGCAAGAGGCCUAGAAGAGGGAAAUUAAAGAGGAAGGUGCCCUAUUCCACAGCAAUUUCAGGUAGGAUGGACUAAGAGGAAUUGUAGAGGAUCAAGGAGUAAAGCAGGGGAGGGCCCUCUCCUUUUUGCCAAGGAUACACCUAUUUCCCUUCCCCUUCUGCUGUAGUCUAGGGGAGGGCAGCUCCUAAUCUCAUGCAUCCUUCUGGGGGGGGGAGAGAUCUCACCAGGGGUCAGGUUGGCUACCCCUUAGAGCUAGCUAGCUCCUCUCCUGCACAGGAAGCCCAGCAUCUCUACAGACCCUUAGGGAUCUCAUUUAUUUCCCCAGGCUUGUAUUAGUCUCUUAGGGGGAGGCAACCACCACCACCUGGCCCAGCCUCUCCAGUGCUGAGGGCCCCACUCGGGGGGAGCUGGGGGAGGGGCUCCAGCGCUCUUCCUUCAGGCUACAUGUUUUGGCCUUCUUGCCCUCUCCCACCUGUCCCUGGUGCUACAGACCUCUUGAGGCUUCCUCCAGAUCCAGGAGCAGGGGGAACCUUGGGAGGCGCUACAUAAAGACCGCUAAUAAAAGACGAGAUCAGCGCGAAUGCCA